AUGCCUGCCUCGUUUCCUACUUCCAUGCCUGCCUCGUUUCCCUCCUCUUCCCACCAGGUGACGGUCAGCGAGCUCAACUUCAAGACCAUCAUGGAUGGGGUGGGGGCAACCAGAGCAACGGUCAGCGAGCUCAACUUCAAGACCAUCGUGGAUGGGCUGGGGGCAGUGCUUUAUCAGUACCCCUUCAAUGUUCCGGCUUACUACGCUCUCAUCCUCCGCUCCCUCACAGUUCUUGAGGGCCUAGCACUCUACUCCGAUCCCAACUUCAAGGUGCUCGCAGCAGCAUACCCCUACAUGGCAAAGCGCCUCCUCACCGACCCAAACCCCUACCUGCGUGACGCUCUAAUCGAACUCCUUUUCAAAGACGGUGUCUUCCGCUGGUCGCGCCUCGAGAAUCUCCUCACCCAGGGGCAGCGCGACCGCGACUACAAGACAACCGAUGCCCUCCAGCCGCUCAUGGCCCUAAUCCUAGGCCCUGAGGGGAAGCCGUUAAGAGCGCUGGUGGUAGCUGAAGGAGUGAGAGUCGCUGAGGCGCUGCUGGUGGCCGGGGCAGUGGAUGGAGCGUUGGAAGUGUUACCAGAUGCGGUUACCACCGCGCUGCUUCCCCGGCCACUGGUGCCGCUGAGGCAAGCGUUAGAGGCGGCGAGAGGGGGGGGCGGGGGUGCGGGUGGGAGUGGGAGUGCGGGAGGGAGUGCGGGGGUGGGGAGGGGAGCGGGAAGGGGGGAUGCGAGGGGGAGGAGUAUGGAGGAGAUGGUGGAGUUGAGAGCUCAGGUGCUGCGGUGCUGGGCGUUGCUGAGGACUUCGGAUGGGUUUGACCCGGCGAGUCUGCUUCCUCUCGUUGAUGUGAGUGCUGUUGAUGUUGAUGUGGUGAUAAUCCUCAAACAACAGGAGGAGGUGAGAGAGGUGUUGCAACAGGAGGAGGUGAGGGAGAUGGGAUCGGACUUUGCUACAGCCUUGCUGCAGAGACUGGCAGCACGCUCGCUACAGCUGCUGCUACAACCUCCGCCGUCCUCCCAGGCCCCUGCACCUGCACCAGCUCUGUAG
This is a messenger RNA of Closterium sp. NIES-65, 1044 nucleotides long. NCBI's taxonomy places the organism in Eukaryota, Viridiplantae, Streptophyta, Zygnematophyceae, Desmidiales, Closteriaceae. The record is from the annotation of a GenBank genome assembly.